Molecule: messenger RNA, 4135 nt
Organism: Odontomachus brunneus
Lineage: Eukaryota; Metazoa; Arthropoda; Insecta; Hymenoptera; Formicidae
Gene: gny
Product: probable dolichyl pyrophosphate Man9GlcNAc2 alpha-1,3-glucosyltransferase
Exons: 4
Coding region: 601-1758 (385 amino acids)
Biological process (GO): cholesterol biosynthetic process; isoprenoid biosynthetic process; protein N-linked glycosylation
Cellular component (GO): endoplasmic reticulum membrane; cytoplasm
Molecular function (GO): ATP binding; mevalonate kinase activity; dolichyl pyrophosphate Man9GlcNAc2 alpha-1,3-glucosyltransferase activity
Source: RefSeq, a predicted model, not a curated record
AAGAGUAUGUGCUUCACGCUUUAGGUGUAAAAGUGUCAAGAGUGCAAGCAACGCGAAUGAACUUCUCGAUGGAUUAUCUAUGUGUGAAAAGGAGACUUGUUUCUAAUCAACCGUUGGCAUCGGGUUUCUGCGUGUAACCGCUGGUACGCUAACUCAUAACAGUUAUCACGAAUGAACAUGCCGUAUGCCGCGAGAUACAACGAAGACAUAUUGACCGAUACACUGAGAGCUUGGAAAGCGGUAACGCUAGAUCAUUCCGACGAUAGCGGCACUAGGUAUUCUGUACAUGUGGUACACGACGACUUGGAGAAGAUAGCACUAAAUAAAUAUAGAAGCCUCGUGUGUGUGAUCCAGAAAGAACAGGCAAAGACGAUUGAGAUUAUCGCAAGCUGCACCAUAACAGCGGAAAGAGAUAUCGAGAGACGUCCCAGGAGUGCUAAUGAACGUUACGUAGAGAGAUUGAGAGACUUGACUGAUUCGUCGCGCAUUAUCUGGCAUAUCUCGUGCGUAACGUCGAUUAUUUCGCUGCAUCGCUAAAUUGAUAGACUUGCGCUAAGUCGCGAGAAUUCGUUUAGUGGAAUCAUAUCAGCUGUGAGGAAGAUGUACAUGUUCAAAGUGUCGGCACCGGGCAAGGUAAUCUUGUUCGGCGAACACGCGGUAGUAUACGAAAAACUUGCCGUGGCAGCUAGCUUGGACCAACGUGUAGUGCUGGAGUUUGCCGAGCUUGCGGAGUCUGAGAAGAUGGUGGAGAUAUCGCUGCCGAAAGUCGAUCUGUGCCUGAGCAUACCUUUGCAGAAAAUCAAGGAUUUCUUCUUCAGUUUUAGUUUUGAUUACCGCAGCGGGGAUCACGAUCUGCUGUACGAAAAGGUACGGCAGUUCGUCGCCACGACGAUCAAUCACGCCACAUUUCAGCAGACGUUGAGUCUGGAGGUGUUCUUUUAUUCGCUCGUCCUCGUCUCUUACGAGGAGCAAAUCGUCCUGAAACCCUUCCGCGUACACUUGGACACGCAGUUGUCGAUCGGUUCAGGUCUCGGCAGCUCGGCGUCGUUCGCGGUGUGCCUCACGGCGUGUUUCUAUAAUUGGUCACUGCUGCAAAAGGGUGUCUUCAGGGCGAAUUUUGACACGUUCGACUUGACGCAGAUCUCGCAGUACGCUCUGCGCUGCGAGAGGAUCACGCACGGCAAUCCGUCCGGCAUCGAUACGAGCGUCUGCACGUUCGGUUCAGUCGUAAGAUUCAAGAAAGGCCAUUUGAUGGAAACAAUGCCCAAAAUGCCGAACAUGAAGAUCCUGCUGGUCGAUACGCAAGUGGGACGCAGCACGAAGGCGUUGGUGCAGAUGAUAGCGGAGCUAAAGUCCAAGUAUCCCACGAUCAUCAAUCCUCUCAUGUUCUCCAUCGAAGGCAUAUCGUGCGCGGCUUUUCUAGCGAUCAGCGCGCUUUCCAAUUUGCCCAGCGAUCAUAAUACAUCUGCUCGCCUGGAAGAAUAUAAGGAAUUAAUGCUGCUCAUCAACAUGAAUCAAAACAUACUCGCCAUGCUGGGAGUGUCGCACCCGUCACUGGACAAGAUCUGCGACGAGGCACGGAAAUACGGACUGGCAGCGAAGUUGACAGGCGCUGGCGGGGGUGGACACGCGUAUAUCUUGAUUCCGCCGGACAUCGUAGACGAAACUAUCUUGAAUAUCUCACAAAAAUUGAUAGCGGAUGGCUUCAAAGUCACGCAGGCUCAGAUAGGCUGCAGCGGGGUAAAGAUUGACAAGUGAUGCAAUUCUUAAGAUCAUCCGCUUUACACAUUGGAGAAACGGAAAAAGCCGAUGGUACUAUACAACGAUAUAUUCUAUAAAUUAUACAAUAUUAUAUAUGACUACAUAAUUACAUUCCAUAAAUUAACGGCGAUAAAAUAUAAAAUACGUUUUUGUUAAAUAAAUACAGAGUAUCACAUUGCAAAUGGAAAGAUGACGAUAAAAUAAUCUCUCGCUAGUGAAAUACGCAACAACGUUAUCUUUUACUACUUCACACAUGACUGCAUAGAAAUGCGCGUGAUAUGCGGAGUCGGCUCGAAGGAAAAUAAGAAUUCGUCGUUCCACUUCCCGUCGCGUCUUUCGAAUCUCUGGUAAACCGAAAAGACUGGUUUCUUGUUUGUAAGUCGGGCUAAUUGAAUGAAAGCGAUAUCUCAAACGCCGUUUGGGGACGCAUGCUUCCGUUGAACCGAUCCUAUUGAUAUGCUUUGGUCGAAUAUCUAAAGUGAAGCCGCUCUUAAAUACACGAUCUACAAAACAAAGUUGCGUGAAUUUGUCGCCAAAAAUCAUAUAAAAACGAUGAUGCGACGCACGAGCAUCGCGUUGUUACGAUUAGCCAUCGUGGUAACCAGUGUCCAACUAUGUGCGUACACCGCGUUAGGCUAACGUGAUGUUAAUGUAUAGUAAUAUCUGCUGCAAUUACAUUUGGAAAUCGACGCGUAAUAUCGUGCCGGCGAGAUUAAUAUUCCUAAGUAAAAAAUGAAAUUUUUUUACUAUAAUUGCGAACUAGCUAGCUAUGAUAUAAAAUAUGUAAAGGAAUUUUACUAUUAACUCUCAGUUAAAACUCGAAGACAAUUCACUAUUGUUGUUCACUAUUGUUCACUGUAAAUUAUUUAAAAAUAUUCUACAGUAUUAUCGCUAAAAGAGAAAGAGAUCUGCCACCUAACCUAUGGUGCAUCAGUUUUUUGUUCUGUCAAUUCUCAAUUCAUAUAUACAUUAUUGUAAUAACUUCAACUAUAAUAAUGUAUAUACUGAAGUCAUUAAUAAGUCUAAAUAAACUGUUUAAUGCAUUUUCACGAAUGCAUUCAUAUUUUGUUAUAAUGUUAUAAGCGGAAAUUAUAAGAUUACGAUCUGAGUUACGUAUCGUUAUUUUUACCGAGUAGAUAUACUAUUACUUGCUUGAUGUCGUAAAUUGCCGUUCAACAUUAGACGAUCGGUGUCGGUGGUAACGUCGCCGCCGCCGCCGUCCUCCGCGUUGCCGCGUGUCACAUCGGAUACGAGUUGCCUCUCCUCUAGUUCCGCCUCUGUCAGCCACCAGUUUAUUUCGUGCGUGUACAUCUUCCUUUGCAAUACUUCUCGCGUUCGUGGCCGCGAACCGACGAACAUGGUGCUUCCGCCGACGACCAAAGCACUGCGUAGAUUUUCCAGAGUCUGGAAAUCCUCGAUUAUACACUGCAACUCUUCCCAUUUCAGUUCCACUUCCUCGUGAAGCAUUUUCUCCUCUGAAAACAAUUACAAAUGAGUGCACACACACGUGUCGCGACAAGUCACAAACACUAGCCAGGUCACGUGCUUACCAUCAUGCUUUGAAGUCGACUGCUUAUAUUGUAUCCUAAAUCGGAAAGCUUCCAAGAAACUGGACACCACGAUGGUUAGCACGAUCAUAGUUACCAAGUAAAAUAUCAUGAAGUAUAUUCGUGUAUACAUCCCCGUGGUAAACGCGUACGCGUUCAUCAGUAUGAACCAAUUGUUAACGACCGUCAAUUCGAAGAGCGUCAUGCCGCUGGCUAUGAGAUUGUCGAAUGUAUUGAGAUAAUAAUACCCUAAUGCCGUGCUGCCGUUAGCUGAAUACUCGUAGAAGUCUUCAACGGUCGUAUUUCUGUCGAGAAAAAGAAAGAGAAUACCUUGAAGCAUCGACGAAAAUUCCAUUAUUAGGUCGUUUAUUUAAUUGAAAAAAUGUCGGCCUACUUUCGAAAUAUCGCGCGUACAUGAAACUUGAAACUUACUUGCAGCAAUUACGCAUAUCGUAUCCCGCGAACAUUUCCAUACCGAUGAUCGCGAAGAAAUAAUACAGCACCAACAUGACGAUCGCCGUCGAGCACAUCUGAGGAGAUAGAAUGACGAGGGUGCCGAAGACAUCUCGGUAGCGUUUCUUUAUCUUGAACAGCCUCAACGUUCUGAGAGGUCGGAACAAAACCAGGAACGUGGCUGACGGGAAUAAACUGAGAGCGCACGCGGCAACGAGCAUCAUCACCGAUGUUCCCAAAUCGAAGAGAUUCCAUCCGGAGCUCAAGUAAUGCUUCACACCAAGAGCCAAUAUCUUAGACAUUGCUUCAGCGAUGAAUACUGUAAAUGUAUACAUUGGUAUGCUUAAUAAUUUGGAAGAUAUUGUGGAAGAUAA